AUGACACCUGUUAGAUCUGAUGAAAACGUUGAACCGGAAAGCCUUGACACUAAAACAACACCCUCAACAUCUUUUGUUUUACCUCAUGAUAAUAUUAUUACUACUUUUGAAGAUGUUCAAAAAAAUUCUGGUUCAGAUACCAUCAGGUCAACCACCGCCAUCGCUACUACCAAUUAUUUAUCGCAAAAAACCCCCGCAGGAAUUAGCAAACAUAAAAAAUCUUUUAAACCAACAAUACCCAAACCAUUUAAAUUUUGUACCGCUGCACGUCCAAAUUCAAAAUGUCAUGAUGAAACUCAAAAAAGGUCGCCAUUUGUUCCAUUAGCAGUUAAAGUUAAAGACUUUUUGAAAAAGGAUGAAAGAUCAACAUUUGACAGCGAUAAAAAGAUUAAUCGUGGACAAAAGAAACCACCUACAAUUCCAAGAUCUCCAAAAUUACAUAAAUCAAAAGCAUCAAAUACUUUAUCCACCGAAGAACAACAAAUGCAAAAGGUUAAAAAUAAUCAAUUCAAAGCCAAAAGUUUUAAUCAAAAGAUUUUUGAAUGUAGUGAUUUAGGUUUACCAAAAUUACAAAAGAUUGAACCUACUGUACCAGAAUCUCCAGUUAUCACCAAACCAAACUCUCAAUCAGUUGAUGAUAGCGACAGUGUUAUUUUUCUUGAUGAUAUUAAUAAUAAUAAUCUACAAGAAAAUUUGGAUCAAAACCAUGAUGAAUUGGGAAAUACUCAUUUAUUCAAAGCACAGCCGGCUCCAAGCGACACACCAGAUUUGCCACCUCAACUUCAUUAUUCAGCAACACAUCCUAAACCAUUUACUUUAGAGACUGAUCUUCGAGGAGAAAGGUAUCAAGAAUCAUUUCAGGAAGGAUUGAAAGAUCAAAUGGAGCAUGAAAACGAGAACCAAAUGGAACAUGAAAACGAGAACCAAAUAGAACAUGAAAACGAGAACCAAAUGGAACAUGAAAACGAGAACCAAAUGGAACAUGAAAACGAGAACCAAAUAGAACAUGAAAACGAGAACCAAUUGGAACAUGAAAACGAGAACCAAAUGGAACAUGAAAACGAGAAUCAAAUGGAACAUGAAAAUGAGAACCAAUUGGAACAUGAAAAUGAGAACCAAUUGGAACAUGAAAAUGAGAAUCAAUUGGAACAUGGAAAGGAGAACCAAUUGGAACAUGGAAAGGAAAAUCAAUUUCAUUCUAACAAAAGACCUAUCAAAUCAGCUUCUCCAUUUUUGGGUGAAAAACGUCGCAGAUAUGAACAGGUGUUGCAAGAUUCUUCUUUGGUUAAUUUGGAUCUCGAAGUGCCAUUAAAAUACAAAUUGGAAUCAACUGAAUCUAUUACGAUUAAUUCUUUAAAUCUCAUUACUUCAAAUGAUCAAUUAACAGCAAUGGAUUCAACAAAAGUCAAUCUUACUGACCUUACAAUAAAAUUCAUAUCUGAAAAGAUCAACGAAAAUAAUAAUAAUGCUGAUGAAUUGAAUUAA
Entrophospora candida is the source of this 1485-nucleotide messenger RNA. The record is from the annotation of a GenBank genome assembly. Lineage: Eukaryota; Fungi; Glomeromycota; Glomeromycetes; Entrophosporales; Entrophosporaceae.